Caenorhabditis briggsae is the source of this 492-nucleotide messenger RNA. Bases 1 to 492 code for a protein of 163 amino acids. The record is from RefSeq and is a predicted model, not a curated record. Lineage: Eukaryota; Metazoa; Nematoda; Chromadorea; Rhabditida; Rhabditidae. The transcript is spliced from 3 exons.
AUGAGCGUGCAGAAUGGCUUCACAGCCAAAAUCAUCCGCUUCGUUCCCCACUUUGUGGCCCUUCGACUCAGCUGGACUCACAAUGAUCUGAAAGCCGAGGGCCUGGAAAAGUUUGUUGAAGAGUAUCUUCCGGUUAUCCGUGAAAACAAUCCUCAAGUCAAAUACUUUCUUCAACGAUCUUACACAACUUGCGAUCCAUUUGUUGUCGGAGAGUACAACUGGCUGCGCCAUCGCAAGAAGCGUGUUAACUGGAAAUCAAAGGAGCAGGUUCUAUCAAUGGUUGAAGAAAUGUCGAUUGGUGGAGACUAUAGAGAAGGUUACAAACGAGGUGUCAAUCGCCGUCUCCCUCGUGGUCAAGAACUCUGGGACACUGAGACAAUGGGUCAUGACGUGUUCCAGGUUUCAAGCAAAUGGAAAGCGGACGUUCCAGAAGAAGAUGAGAUCCCAAUCACUGCAAAGACUCAUCCCCACUUUACCUAUCGAAAAUAUUAG